Messenger RNA from Penicillium manginii, 3132 nucleotides. RefSeq lists its product as uncharacterized. The record is from RefSeq and is a predicted model, not a curated record. Lineage: Eukaryota; Fungi; Ascomycota; Eurotiomycetes; Eurotiales; Aspergillaceae. Bases 1 to 3132 code for a protein of 1043 amino acids. The transcript is spliced from 2 exons.
AUGCCCAAAGCAAGUGCUGGGGGGCCGAAGAAGGCUUAUACACGCGCUCAGAACCUCUCCUUGAAAGACCUUAAUCUCAAGAACACCGCAGAUAAGCAUGCAGUAAUUCGAAUGCUGCGCAAGAUUUAUGACCCCAUAAACCCCUUCAACCCCCAAAAGUUAUUUUUCCAGAAGAAAGAUAGGGAGGACUUCAAGAAAAGACUUGGAAAAGCCCUGAAAGACAGAAACUUUCUCAACAAGCUACCCGAGUGCCUCCCGAAAGGUAACAUUGAUGACCUGGCGGAGAAGUUAUACAUUUUGACUCGAAAUUCGCAUACUCUAAGAGACUGGGGUGACUGGGGUCUUCCUAAGAGAGAUGAAAGUGUUUCCUCAGUUUCCUCAGCCGCGAGUACUCCGCCUCGGGCUCUCAAUCGAGAAGACGACAAGCCAUUCGAUUACGCCAGGGCCACAGUCCUGCCCAACAUCGAUAUCCAGAUCAUUCGCCCAGAUAGUCCCACCAAGACCGUGGCAUAUCGACUGUCCGACUUUGUAAGGGAUGAAUGGCAGCUCUCAGCCCGUAGCACGGACGGGAAUUGGCUCGAUGGUGCCAGACUCAACCUGGAGCGACUCAAGACCGCACUGGCGGCCACAAAGCACAUCAGAUCCAGAGAUGAUACGCUAUGGUGGAACCCGUGGCCUUUGCAUAUUAUUGAUUCUCUGAAUCUCACGAUGCAGACGGCCGAGGACGGGGAAAUUCUUUUGACGGACACAAACUUCUUGUCUACUUUACAGCGUGUUGUCGAGACCCAUUUCCCCGAUCUGAGCCCUGAAAAAUCCAAGAUUGGUGAAGGUUUUCUGGAGGUUCGGCCAAAUAUUACUCUGAUCGUGCGAUCUGAGGGUGCUACUGGCGGGGCUUUUUCCACCAACUACGAGUCAAAUCUUUCCUCUCCAGGUCCACUCCGCUCAGCUACUUCUAACCCUAGUUUUGUCCGAGGACAAACAACGAGCGAUUCAAAUAGAUUCUCUACACCAAGAAAGGAACGCGUUGGAAGUAACCUCGACCCAGACACCCCUUUGCAAGGCCACCGCCACAGCAGUCCUCCUCGCAAAGAACCAAUCGGCGAAGAAAGAUUUUCUCUUCCUAGAAACGAACGCCCAGCACACUCUCCCGACUCAGGUUUCCCAUUUUCAGGCCCCACCCCUAAAUACAAGGCUGCUGGCCCGUCCUGCGCCGGAAGUCGAUCCAAUCUCCCAACCUCACACUGGCUCGAAGCAGGCCCAGGACAAGGCGACUUUAUGAGCGGACCCUUCAUUUCAAAGCGCAAGGAAACAAUGUCAUCGACCAACUCAGACCGAGACCUCAAACGUCGAAAGCUCGACUAUAAAAUCCAGGCCAAGUUACAAGAACUGGGCUCCCGCCUUAUGGAAUACAUCACCGAGUAUGGGAAGAACCGGUUUCUCGUCGAGCACGUCAACAUUGCUACACAGUUUCUCAACACGCUGACCCCGCGGUUCGAGAACUAUGGCAGUAGCGAGACCGAGAAGCACAUGUGUGAUUUUUUCGAGACGGCUGUUGUUAUAUUGGGCAAUACUGCAUCAAUGGCCGCGGGGCAGAUGUCCGAAGAAACGUUGUCGUUUAUGACGACGCUUUUGAACAAGAUUCUCACUGCUAUUGGCGAUCUCGAUGCCGAUGAGUCCGACGAGGCUAUCCUGUCCCCUUCUGCGGAUAUGGCUAUUCUAAUCCUGGACUCGCUGUUCGGGAAGGUGGAGAAAGACACUGAUGAGGAGGGGUUGAAUGUUAUCUCUACCAUUUGCUAUAGGGUCCUGUCCUCACUAAUCGACAGGUCAAAGUCGCGCGAGGAUCAGAGACAGCUGACCCCUGUGUUCCUGCUUGCUUAUUAUCUCGUGCGGGAGAUUGAUGCAGAUUUGGCCGAGAUGGCCCCCCACAACUCCGACCCUCGUAACGCGCAGAGCCACAUCGGCCAUCUCCUCGGGAUCGGGACCUCGAUUACGAUCAAGAUCCACGACAAGGUCAACGGGGGCCCAGAGGAAUCAGACGGCGAGGAUGAAGACGACGAGACUUGGGCCUAUAAUGUCACGGCCCGGAUCCUUGUUCUCAGCAUCGAGCGAAUGAUGGAUGGAUUGAAGGACGGCACCGCGGAACAGAGGAUCAACCGCAGGUGCAGCCAUGUAUGCAACCUCUUGGAGCGUACAGAAGACUCGCCCAUUAUCCAGUUCAGUGCAUUUGGGUACAAAGGCCUUUCCAUGGCUCUGGUUCACAUGACAAAGCAAAUGUUCGGCCCUGGCGAAGGUGACUUACUCGAGCAAGUCAUCGUGCUUCUCGAGCAAUUGGCCCCUGUUUUCCAGCUACAUGGUUCCACGAUGGCCAAGAUCCAGACCGAGAUGACUGCCGAGCCAGAAGUUUUGGAUUUCAUGCUGGAGUCGGGCGCGAUGAUCUACAACGAAGUGAUGCUAGAACUACGCCAGAGUGGUGCUCAGUUCAUUCCGCUAGCGAACGCAGUCUCCGAUUUCACCAAGUUCUGUUCGUUAUUCCUGGAAUGUAUCCGCGAGGGAGAGACUGACGGGGUGGUCAAUGCCGAUGAAGCACAACAAAGAUAUCUCAAAAAGAUGGUGAUUUGGCUAGACUCGCUUAGUACCAUGCAUCAAUCAAGCAAUAAAGGUGAGGGCUCGGAGUCAGGCGAUGCAAACUCGGCCAGCAGCGAAGGAGAGAAUUCCGACAAAUUCGAACCACCCAUUCUCCAACGCUCCGAUACUAUCUCAAACUUCUACCGCAGCUUUUCCGAUCUACAGAGGAGGCACCAAUAUCCGUACGAAGGGCCAGACCGCUGGGUGGCCGACCAAACAGAGCUCCAGGAGUCUGAGUCUUAUCUCGACCGCCUGGAGAACUUGCUGAAGUUUAUUGAGGGAGUGGCUUUUAAGAGCACCGCGGACAACGGCAAUGUCACGGAGUGGAAAUUUGACCCAGAUCAGUCUGCACUCUGCAGAACCCAAGGGAUUCUCGGGUUUUUGCGCACUCAGACUGAGUCGAGCCUUGCUAGCACUUUACUCCAGCCUGAUGAUGGUCCUGGAAACAACAGCGAGGGUAGCGACGAAGGCAGUGACGAGGAUGAUGAAGAAGAGGAGGAGGAGUAG